This is a messenger RNA of Scleropages formosus (Asian bonytongue), 1440 nucleotides long. RefSeq names its product kelch repeat and BTB domain containing 13a (gene kbtbd13a). Gene Ontology annotation, molecular function: protein binding. NCBI's taxonomy places the organism in Eukaryota, Metazoa, Chordata, Actinopteri, Osteoglossiformes, Osteoglossidae. The transcript has a single exon. The record is from RefSeq and is a predicted model, not a curated record. The coding region runs from base 1 to 1440 and encodes 479 amino acids.
AUGCACUUGCAGACAGCAGACCUUAGAAUAAGAGUGGAAGACAAAAUUUUUAUUGUUGACAAGGCUUUGUUGACACAACACUGCGAGUACUUCCGAGCACUUUUCCGCUCAGGAAUGAGAGAAUGUGACCAAGAGGAAAUUCAUUUGAAAGGGGUUCGAGCUCGUGGGUUUGUGAUUGUACUCAGUGUCAUGAGAGGUGAACAGCCCAUCCUGGAUAGCGACGAAAUUGUUGAUGCCAUUGAAUGUGCUGCAUUCCUCCAGGUGGAGCCGCUAGCAAAACAUCUGGUGAACAUAAUCAACACUGAUAACUGCUUGCUUAUGUGCCACACGGCAGCUACAUAUGGCCUGCUGGAUCUUUUCCACAGCUCAGCACUGUUCAUUCGAGAUGCUUAUUGUGACCUGAAAGAAGAGGCUAGAUGUUUGCCGAAAGAGCUUGUAGAAUACACCGAAUCUCUUACCCCAAGCAUGUAUGUUACUGUUGGCACUCACUCUCCAGCCGUUGAGAUGCUGCAGGACUUUAUGCGCACAGUUUGCUAUCUGGAUGAAGAUGAAAAAGACUGGAAAGUUUUAACUGACUUGCCAGCCAAUGCUAGUACCACCAUGGCUGGUGUGGCUGUCCUGGAUAACAAGCUGUACAUUGUUGGAGGGGUGCGUGACAUAAGCAAUAAGGUGGUGGACACGUGCUUCUGCUACGAUGCCACAACUGACACCUGGAGCACUUUUACAGGUCCCCAUCAGCCACGCUACAACUUCUCCCUGGUUGGGCAUGACGAUUGCCUGUAUGCAAUUGGAGGAGAGUGUGAAAGGACACCCAUGUCUUCGGUGGAAGUGUACAAAGUUUCGACUGGAGUCUGGUCCCAUGCUGCUCAGUUUCCUCGGCCUGUAGCUGGGACCCCAUCUGCCAAAGCAUUGAACAGGAUUUUUAUAUGCUCGUGGAAGCCAGUGGGUGCCACAGACAUCUAUGAGUAUAUCCCUGCGAAAGAUGAGUGGGUGCUUCUCUCAAAACUUGUAAGGCCCCAUAGCUAUGGCCACUGUAUGGUGGCUCACAGGGAUAAUCUUUACGUGAUGCGAAAUGGGCCCUGUGACGAUUUCUUGCGGUGCAUGAUAGACUGUUAUAGUCUGACCACAGGCCAGUGGACGGCCAUGCCUGGGCAUUACGGCAACAGUAAAGGCGCUCUAUUCACGGCUGUGGUUAGAGGGGAUUCUGUGUUCACGUUUAACAGAAAUAUGACUCUGGAAUAUACUAUUGAGAAUAAUACAUGGAAACCGAAAAGGGAAAUGAAGGGUUUUCCACGAAUUGGCUCCUUCUGGACAUUUUUGUUGAGAGUGCCAAGGACCACUAAACAGUCAAUGAGAAGAGAUAUAUUAAGCAAUAAUUACAAAAAAUUCAGCAAUCAUAUAGAUCACUACCAGUCCUCCUUUUUGCAGUGCAUUGAUUGA